AUGACAGGUUCCACGCCGGAGAACCAAGCAGUCCCGCCGCCUCCACCGCCACCGGCAACAAAGCACGUGCCGGAGUUAGGACCACCGGCGAAGAAGCCAAAGAGGAACAAGUAUGCAUUCGCGUGUGCAAUCUUAGCUUCCAUGACUUCCAUCCUUCUUGGUUAUGAUAUAGGAGUGAUGAGUGGAGCAAUGAUUUAUAUCAAGAGAGAUUUGGAAUGUACUGAUCUUCAGAUCGGGAUUCUCGCCGGAAUCCUCAACAUUUAUUCUCUCGUCGGAUCCUGUGCCGCCGGAAAAACAUCCGAUUGGAUUGGUCGGCGUUACACAAUCGUGGUGGCCGGAGCUAUAUUCUUCGCCGGAGCUCUACUGAUGGGAUUCGCCCCUAACUACGCUUUCCUCAUGUUCGGGAGGUUUGUCGCCGGAGUCGGUGUCGGUUACGCUCUCAUGAUUGCACCUGUUUACACCGCCGAAGUUGCUCCGGCAUCUUCCCGCGGCUUUCUUACCUCCUUACCUGAGGUGUUCAUCAACGCCGGAAUAAUGCUGGGCUAUGUAUCGAACUUGGCCUUCUACAAAUUGCCUCUGAAGUUGGGAUGGAGAGUAAUGCUCGGAAUCGGAUGCGUACCUUCCGUUUUGCUCGCGGUCGGCGUUCUCGCCAUGCCGGAGUCUCCACGGUGGCUCGUUAUGCAAGGCCGUCUCGGAGAAGCCAAACGCGUCCUCGACAAAACCUCCGAUUCACCCGCCGAAGCCGCUCUCCGACUCGAAGACAUCAAAGCAGCCGCCGGAAUUCCCGCCGAUUGCCACGACGACGUCGUUCAGGUGUCGAGGAGAACCAGCCACGGUGAGGGAGUUUGGAAAGAGCUUCUAAUCCGUCCGACUCCAGCCGUCCGCCGAGUCAUGAUCGCCGCACUCGGGAUCCAUUUCUUCCAGCAAGCUUCCGGAAUCGACGCGGUGGUUCUCUUCUCGCCGCGAAUCUUCAAAACCGCGGGCCUCGAAAGCGACCACCAGCAGCUUCUCGCGACUGUAGCGGUUGGAGUAGUGAAGACGUCUUUCAUCCUAGUCGCCACUUUCCUCCUCGACAGAAUCGGAAGACGGCCUUUGCUUCUGACCAGCGUCGCGGGAAUGGUGCUCUCUCUGGCGACGUUAGCAACCUCUCUAACGGUUAUUGACCAGAUGGCCGGGAAGAAAGUGAUGUGGGCGGUGGUGCUAAGCAUAGCGACGGUGAUGACUUACGUGGCCUCGUUUUCGAUCGGAGCGGGACCGAUCACUUGGGUUUACAGCUCGGAGAUAUUCCCGUUGCGGCUGAGAUCGCAGGGAGCGGGUAUGGGGGUUGUGGUGAACAGAGUGACGAGCGGUGUGAUCUCGAUCGCGUUUCUUCCCAUGUCGGAAGGGAUGACGACGGGAGGAGCGUUUUACUUGUUCUGUGGGAUCGCGACGGUGGCUUGGGUGUUCUUCUACACUUUCUUGCCGGAGACGCAAGGGAGGAAGCUUGAGGAUAUGGAUGAGCUUUUUAGUGACUUCAGGUGGAGAGACUCCAAGUCCAAGAGCAAGCCUAAGAAACAGAGCUCGGAGGUUGAGGUUGGUGGAGUCGUUGCAUCAAACAAAGAAUUGGAUACAAAGUUGUAG
This is a messenger RNA of Microthlaspi erraticum, 1620 nucleotides long. NCBI's taxonomy places the organism in Eukaryota, Viridiplantae, Streptophyta, Magnoliopsida, Brassicales, Brassicaceae. The record is from the annotation of a GenBank genome assembly.